UUACUCAGUAUUACAUAUUAACAUAUUAUUUAGACAACAAUGGAUACAAUUCUGAAGUGUGAUUGACACAUUUUCAAACAUACACACAAGUAUGUUUAGUUUUGCACAAAUGUUAUCAAUUGUUUCAAGUAAGCGCACGUCUGUGGACAUGUUGAAGAAUACAUGAUGAAUUCAUAUCAUAUUAUAAGUGUCAAACUUAGUGGGUAGUAAAGAUCUAGCUACAAAUACAGAAAGAAUCAAGGUUAAUUUGACAACUGGAUAAGUGUCUGUGUAAUCUGUGCCUCUUGCCCUUACCAGUUGAAAGUGACAGAAAGCAUGGGUGAUUUUGGUGUGAUUUCAUACCUCGCUGAUGCGGAUGGGAACGUGAUUGUUGGACCUUCAACUCCUGUAUCCGCCUGUCGUUCAGCGAAACCAACCCCUGCAACCUCCACUCCACCAACACCAAAAUCAGCUACCCCGACCCCCAAAAAUCAAACACCAGUAACCCCAACUCCAUCAAUCCCACUUACUCCAACUCCUUCAUCCCCAGUUACCCCAACUUCAUCAAUCUCAACUCCUUCAACACCAACUUCAAUGACCCCAAUACCCCAAAAUCCAACCCCAGUUACCCUGACACCCGUAAAUCUAACCCCAGAUACAAUUCCAACUACACCCACUCCUCAGCCCUCCACUCCCACACCUAGUGAGAAAUCCAAAAAUGAGACAACGGAUGAUAAAAGGAAGACAACAAAGCAGGAAAGUGGGCAGGAUGAAUUAUGUGGGUCAGUUGGCGGGGCAGGUGUUGGUGACUGUGAAAGAGCUUUAUAAAGGUCUGAAUCAGGCCACUCUCUCCGGCUGUAUUGAUGUGGUGGUGAUUCAGCAGACUGAUGGCAGCUUUCAGUGCUCUCCCUUCCACGUCCGAUUCGGCAAACUGGGGGUCCUGCAUUCCAGAGAGAAAGUGAUUGACAUAGAGGUCAAUGGUUCACCUGUGGAUCUUCAAAUGAAGCUUGGAGACAAUGGAGAAGCAUUCUUUGUUGAGGAGACUCAACAGGCCAGUGAAACAAUCCCUGCCCACCUGGUGACAUCACCAAUACCGACAGACUCUGAUCCAGUGUUCUGGGGGCAGGAGUCUGCUGUGAUUGGUUCAGGUUUAGAGGUCGGAGUCACAGAGGAGGAGAGCGGUGUGGUGAAAAAGAAAAAGAAGAGGAAAAGAAAACACAGAACUACUGAACAGAGGAAAGAAGAGCAGAACACUCAUGGAGCAAAUCAGGUGCCAUCAUUUUCACCCAGUGAAGUCAGACAGACUCAUAGACUGUUAGACAGUUAUACUCUCUCUGAUGGAGACUGGCCAACAGACAGGAGUGUGUCAGAGCCCAGCUCUCCUAAAAGUGAUUCAGAAUUGAUGAUGAAAUCAUCAGAAAGAUCUUGUGAAGAUCACUCCCAUAUGCAGUGGACGUGGGGUGAGCUGCCUGAAUCUACUAAGAUCAGUCACAGAGACCGGGCGGAGUCUCUUCAGCUGUUGAGCAUUACACCAUCAGAAUACACUCACUUCAGGAUCAUUACUGAUGCCAACAGCAUGACGACCCAUUCGGAUCAGAGUCCACAGUCCUCUGAACACAUGUGUCCGAUCAUCAGACCUCAGCCCCAAACUCCUCAACUUGAAACAAGCAAACAUCAUCAACAUCUCACAGAACCUCAUUCCAUCAGACAUCACGUACAAAGAUCUGAAUCUCACAGCAGCACACUGGAGUCAGACUCUCUUACACCAGGACCACCCCAUCACACAUGCAAACUACAACCACACCUGCUGGAACAUCAUCCAAACAAAUUAGCUCAUCAUAUAUCCAAACUAGAACUUCAUAUUCCAAAAGCAUCAAAUCCAGGAUCAUGUUCAUCAGUGAGGGGUCACCUGCCCAUGUUUGUACCCCAAGCUGCUGCUCGUCUGCUGGGAGACAUGACAGAGAGCGGCCCAGAGUUUAACACUUCCUCCAAUCCAGAAUCAGCUUGCAAGAGGAAAGUUGUGAGGAAGAGGAGUCAGCACCAGGGUCCAGAUGACAUCUAUCUGGAUGAUCUCAAUGGCUUGGAACCGCAUAUAGCUGCUCGCUACUUCCCCAACAGUGAGUCAUCUGGAAGACACUGGGAUGAAGAUUAUAAUCGCUCAGGGUCUCAGUCACCACAGUCAAUAAACAGCACAGCAGCUGACAGCGGCACAGAGUGUUUAUCUGAUUCUUCCUCUGACCUGCCAACAGUCUCUCUGUCACUGUGUGGAGGCCUCGGAGACAACGCUCAAAUCAACAAAGAGAAAUUCCUAGAGCAUAUUGUCACAUAUCAGGAGUUUGCUGACAAUCCAGCCAUCAUUGACAAUCCAAACCUGGUGGUGAGAAUCGGCAACAGAUAUUAUAACUGGACAUUGGCAGCACCAUUGAUUCUCAGCUUGCGAGCCUUUCAGAAGAAUCUGCCCACGGCCACAGUGGACGCCUGGGUAAAAGAGAAAAUGCCAAAGAAGACGAACCGCUGGUGGUUCUGGAGGAAGAGCAAGUCACAGUCCAAAAAACAAGAGACAAGUGAUUCACUGAAUGCAGAAUGUCUUUCCCAUUCUGAUGAUAAAAGUCCUUCAAAGCAGGCUGUUGUGGACAGUUCCAGUGAUGAAGAAUCAAAGGAACUGAACUCGGCAGCAGAACCGUCUGUUCACACUCACUCAUAUAAGAAAUCACUGCGGCUCUCUUCAGAGCAGAUUGCUGGUCUUGGGCUUAAAGAUGGACCCAAUGGUGUGGUGUUCAGUAUCACCACACAGUAUCAGGGAACAUGUCGCUGUGAGGGAACCAUCUACCUUUGGCACUGGAGUGACAAGAUAGUCAUCUCAGAUAUAGACGGCACUAUCACAAAGUCUGAUGUUUUAGGUCAGUUUCUCCCUCAGCUUGGUAAAGACUGGACUCACCAGGGCAUUGCAAAACUUUACCACACCAUACAUGAGAAUGGCUACAAGUUCCUCUACUGUUCUGCACGGGCGAUUGGCAUGGCGGGCAUCACCAGAGGGUACUUGCACUGGGUCAAUGACCAGGGCACCAUCUUACCAAGAGGACCUCUCAUGCUCUCACCCAGCAGCCUGUUCUCUGCAUUUCACAGGGAGGUGAUUGAGAAGAAGCCAGAGAAGUUUAAGAUUGAAUGUUUGACAGACAUUAAGAACCUCUUCCCUCUGAACUCUCAGCCGUUCUAUGCAGCCUUCGGCAACCGCAGCAAUGAUGUGUUUGCCUAUAAAUAUGUUGGUGUGCCAUCAUGUCACAUUUUCACGGUGAACCCAAAAGGAGAAGUCAUUCAGGAGCAGUGCAAAAGCAACAAGACUUCAUAUAGUCAUCUAAGUGAGCUGGUGGAUCAUGUGUUUCCUCUGAUGGACAAACAGCAAAACUCUGCCUUCAUCUAUCCAGAAUUCAGUUCUUUCUGCUUUUGGAGGGAGCCAAUCACUGAAGUGUGUCUGGAUGAGCUGCUGUGACAGUGAUUGGCUGAGCUUGUUAAGAGCCCCUGAUCUUAUUGUUCAGUCUAUAAUGUGUAUAAAAGGACAAAACUUUGUAGUCAAUCUGUAGUUUCUUAUAAAGAAAGAUCACUACAAGUAUGUUCAAGCAAAUUAAUACAGAGCUGCUGUUAAAAACAUAAUUCAAUUUAAAGCCUUAACUAAGCUUAUGCUACACAGAGCAAAUGUGUAUUUCAAAAAUAGUGACGAAAGAGUUAAAGUACACCUAAUUUGUAAAGUAUUGUGGAUAAAUGUUGAAUAACGGUCAUUUUAUCUCCUAAAUCCUGAAAAUGCUUUUUGUGUAUAUGUGUGUGUGUGUGUGUGUGUGUGUGUGUGUGUGUGUGUGUGUGUGUGUGUGUGCAUUUUUCUAAUUUUAAAACAAUGUAUUUUUACAAAUUAUAUCCACAUAAUUAAGUGAAAUGUUCAAAUUUCAAACUGAAUUUCAAAACUUCUUAGUGUUUGGUAUGUCCCCAUUUCACUUGCAUGACAGUGUUUUUGUGUUUAACAUCCUGAGACCCCGCGUCCCCAUGCCUGGACAUUACGUUUUGGCUUCGCUAUAGGCUAUGCAUUAUUAAAUUUCAUUUAAACCAAAUGAUCUCAGUUCAGCUCUAGGCUGUCUGGGUAAAGGGUUAAACUUUCGACACACCAAGUCAACAAAACAACAUGGUGCCGAUCACAGCGGAGUUUGUCUUUGGGAGAAACACCAACAAAACUAAAUCUGGUAAGAAAACUAAUUAAGUUUUUACAUUAAAACCUGUUUGUGUCAAAAGAUUAGUCUCUAGUCAUCCGAUAUGCCAUUUUAAAAAUUAUCGCUUUAUUGCGAAACUCCACGCUGUUAAACACAAUGACCAUGUACAUAGACAAAAAUAUCCUAUAUUCACUGUGCAUUAUCACAUGGGGGGGCACUUUUUGGUUGUUUUUCCAAAGUUGGAGUGCCUAUAACUCUAGAUAUUUAGUCCGUGGACUAAAAUAUCCUAUAUUCACUGUGCAUUAUCACAUUGAGAAUCAAUGGGUUCAUCUAAAAGCUAGAAAAUGUGUCUUUCAGAGGCUUUAUAUGGAGUUAGGAUGAAAAUAAGGUGCAUUUCAAACUAAGACAGACAGCACACUGGAGGUUAUGCCAUUCCCUAAUUAGGGAGCAAGGGAGCAUCCUAUAACUCUCUAUGCAGCUAAGUGCAUUCACUCCUAACAUCCGGUCAAAAGUUCAGUUUCAGGCUGCAGAUGAUAUUUGGACCACUCAACAUGUUUGGCAGACAUGGGACAAUGAUAAUCAGUACAUAGAUUCAGAAUUUAUCAUUGUAUAUUUUUAUUUUAACAUGGUUGACAGUGAUUGGAUGAUACUGGCCAUUACUUUGAAGUUAUUUAUGUUAAUUUCUGAUGUAAUGUCUGUAAUGUCUCAAAAACAUGAAUAACCAACACUCCUGGAAACAUAAUAAACUAUUUGAUGAAUACAA
This is a messenger RNA of Myxocyprinus asiaticus (Chinese sucker), 4938 nucleotides long. RefSeq names its product phosphatidate phosphatase LPIN2-like. Gene Ontology annotation, biological process: cellular response to insulin stimulus; positive regulation of transcription by RNA polymerase II; fatty acid catabolic process. The coding region runs from base 698 to 3469 and encodes 923 amino acids. Gene Ontology annotation, molecular function: phosphatidate phosphatase activity; transcription coactivator activity. Gene Ontology annotation, cellular component: nucleus; cytosol; endoplasmic reticulum membrane. Lineage: Eukaryota; Metazoa; Chordata; Actinopteri; Cypriniformes; Catostomidae. The record is from RefSeq and is a predicted model, not a curated record. The transcript is spliced from 20 exons.